CAAUUCUUUACGUAAUCUUGCCUUCAUCACUCACCCAAAGGGAGUUUUUGUUUGCAUUGGACCAGCCAUCAUAACCAGUCCGUCGACUACCGUAUUUGAAACCUGUAUUUCAGCCAAGUCAGUGGUCAAGCCUAUUUAAUGUACACUGACCACCAACCACAGCCUCAGCCGUCAGAACCAAGUCACUAAGUCAUGUUAUUAAAAAACCUCCCUCGGAACAUGACCUUGAGAGAGGUCCGAGCCUUCCUUGUGGUAUUUGUGCUACUAUACGCUGUUGAUCUAAUCUGUGCACAAACUAAGGAGUCGGAUUGUUGGGUGAAUCAAGACAGUGAUAGCAAUCUUCACCCAUGUGCCUUUCCAUUCUAUUUUAAAGGUCGUCGGUAUAGUUCUUGUACAAACGAAGACGAUCCAGAUGGAAAAUCGUGGUGCUCCACGAAAACUGCACCCAAUGGUGCUCACAUUGGAGGCAGGGGUUUUUGGGGGUUCUGCGAUCCAGUGUGUGAAACGUUUUAUCAAGCCAAGGCUAUGCUCGAAGAGCUCGUGCGAAGUGAGAGAGCGGCCUCUGCCUUGUCCCUUCCGUGUCCUUGUACGGAGGUGCUCGAAUGUCAGCCAUUGGCAGAUUUCCGCCACGUGGCAACCGUGGGCCACCCUCUAGCCAGAGAGUUGUUCCUGACACACAUCCGGAAACGCAUCUGUGACUUAAAGGAUCAAACUAUCCACUGCUGUCCAUCAGGAUCUUCAAGCAUUGAUCAAACGACUGAAGAAGAUAUCGAUUUUGAUGCCUCUGUCACGGAAAGCCCGGAAAUGGAUUCCGCUGAUUUUAGAUUGGGGACAUGGGAACCUAACAACGAGUUUGGAGAAUGCGGAUUUGAACAUGCCACCGCGGCAUUCAUCGUUAAUGGUAAAGAUGCCGAAUCCAAUGAGUUUCCAUUUAUAGCAGCCCUGGGUGGGUUCAACGCCGUUGGAAAGAAAUCUUUCUUUUGUGGAGCUACUUUGAUCAACGGAUGGUACGUGCUGACGGCCGCCCAUUGUUUCUCAUCCCGAUUCAAAGUAAAUUUUACGGAGGUCCUUCUAGGCGAGGUCGAUUUCUCUCGGGAAGAUGAAACCAGCCAUGCGGUCCAAAAGUUCAGUCCUGCCCAAGUUAUUGUCCAUCCCAAAUGGAACAUUGAGGAACUACUAAAGGGCUUUGAUAUUGCUUUGGUCCGUCUGAAUAAAAAGGCUAUCUUGUCCAUCGAUGAUCAAUCCAUGUCGAGUUUGGUUCCAGUCUGCUUGCCAUGGGGUUCGAGGGAACCAAGUCCUCCUCCCGUCAAAGUGGGUACCAACUUGACAGUUAUUGGUUGGGGAAUCACUGAGAAGUCACCAUUGGAACAGCGUACAAAUAUUGAACAAUUCGGCGUAGCCGAGCCUCUCUUGCAAAAAGUGGAAGUUGGUGUGAUAAGUGAGAGCUCUUGUGAAGCCGAAUAUGGCCGGAUCAAUGUGGACGAUACAAUUUGCGCCUUAACGCCAGGCCAAGAUUCGUGCGAAGGAGACUCUGGGGGCCCUUUGUUGGAACGAGGUUCCACUGCCGACUCAUGGCAUCAAGUUGGCAUCGUGUCGUUCGGUCCGAGGAAGUGCGGAAAAUCCCCAUUGCCCGGGGUCUACUCUAAAGUCUCCCAAUUCAUCCCAUGGAUACGAUCGCAAUUGCAACCCUAAAAGAUUUAUUGUCAAGUCGAAUGUAUUUUGAUUCAGAACACAUUCAAGUUGGUUGUAAUUUCGUCCCAAAGAUGGUUGUCGCAUUUUCAUAUGAUGAGAGGAUCAAAAGAAAAAUAAAAAGAGAUUAGAUAA
Messenger RNA from Tigriopus californicus, 1824 nucleotides. RefSeq names its product venom serine protease-like. Lineage: Eukaryota; Metazoa; Arthropoda; Copepoda; Harpacticoida; Harpacticidae. Gene Ontology annotation, molecular function: serine-type endopeptidase activity. Gene Ontology annotation, biological process: proteolysis. The record is from RefSeq and is a predicted model, not a curated record. The coding region runs from base 193 to 1692 and encodes 499 amino acids. The transcript has 6 exons.